CCUAUUGGAGAAAUGAGUUUGAGGGUAAUAAUGGGGGGGCUGAAUACCACAUCUGAACUCUGAAGGGGUGGCUAUAAUCAAUGUAGAUAAACUCACCUGUGAAUUUACUGACAAACUCUAAACAGGUACCAGGGAGAGCAAGAAUGAACAGAAAUGUUUAUUCCUCUGCUAUACAUGUAUACAUUUUCUCAGAAGAUGGUUAAAAGCAUAUCCCUUAGCACAGAAUUACUACUGUGCCGAAUCUUACACCCCUGUUUCAAACAAUACUGACUCUAAAAUAUCCUCAGAAAAGAGUAUUGUUGGGGUUUUUCUAUCUACAUAUGAACAAAAUAUUUUUUUUCUUUACUAAGUUUUGAGAAACAGCUGACUCAUCCUUACUGAAUGUUCCCAAAAUUUGCCUGAGGUAAGCACUAAGUAUGGAUUUCUUCCUCAUUACUUAUAUUGGCAAAGGUAGAAGAAGUAGUAUACAAAAUACUGUUAUUGAACAACUUUAAUAACUUUCAAAAUAGGCUGUUGCUCCCUGAACCAUAACUUACUGAAUUUAAAAAGAAAAAAAAGAAAGAAAUUCAUAUGACAUUUAAAACUAGAAAGGCUGAGAAGAUUCUUUGCUUGAAAACAUGUGACAUUUUCUGAUUGUAAAGAAAAGCAUGUUGUAACUGCUUCCCUCUGGACAAGAAGAAAGCAUUUUAGGAUGAGGCUUUCUUUCUUCUACUGGGAAUCUCUGUUGGUUUGGAAAUAGGUAGGGGAUGCCGUUUCCAAGUCAUUCUCCACAGAGGAACAUUUCCAGUUUUUUUAAAUGAACUGUCAGAAAUUGCAUUACUGUGUCCAAGACUGAAGAAUAGUUGCAUUCUUUUUGAAGACAAAAGAUAUUGUAUCCACAGUAUAUAUAUUGAAACAGGAGUGCAGAAUUUCAUGUUUACAUAAAACCAAUGUUAAGUUUACAUCACCUUAGAACUAGAUUUUACCAUUAAUUGUAUGAAACCCUAUGGAUUAAUUCCCUGUAUUUUUCAAAAGGCAUAGGAAAUCAGGAAGAGUAUGAAUGGUAAACGUUAACAUGCUGUACCUCUGUAUCCCUCUUUUGACAGCAACGAGUGCAAAGCUAACUGCACAAGUAAUCUGUGGCAAGGAGCACUGGGAGACAGCUAAAAGGCAGUGACAAUGUCUUUAAACUGGCAGACACUUCCUACUCGACUUGGAGUUUUUAAAGUGAACUGCAAAGGACUCGCAUGCCUCUUGGUCUUCACCGUGAGUGUUUGUGGCAGUGCCCCAGGGAUGUGUCCAGCAGCCUGCAUCUGUGCCAGUGAUAUUGUAAGCUGCACAAAUAAGAACCUCACUCGAGUGCCAGGAAAUCUUUAUAAAUGUAUGAAAAGGCUGGAUCUGAGUUAUAACAGAAUUGGGAUUUUGGAGCCUGAAUGGGUCCCAGUGCUGUCUGAGAAACUGAACACUUUAAUAGUCAAUCAUAAUAGCAUUAGCAGCAUUAACACUGGAAGCUUUUCCACAACUCCAAAUCUGAAGUAUCUAGACUUGUCAUCCAACAGCCUGAAAACACUGGGCAGCCCUGUGUUUCAGGAGCUAAAGGCAUUGGAGAUUCUCCUGCUGUACAACAAUCAAAUAACCCAGAUCGAGUCUUUAGCCUUUGGAGGAUUGUACAAAUUACAGAAACUGUACCUAAGCUACAACUUGGUCUCACAUUUCCCACUGGACUUAUAUGUUGGAAAACAUAAACUGACAGACCUUGUGUUGCUGGACAUUUCCUUUAAUCACAUCCAGACGAUGCCUGUUCAGCGCCUGAGUUCAGUGCCAGCCAAACAACUUAGUGGAAUUUAUCUUCAUGGCAACCCAUUCUAUUGUGACUGUGUCCUGUACUCCAUGCUAAUCUUCUGGUAUCAAAGGCAUUUCAGCUCAGUGGUGGACUUCAAAAAUGAGUACAGCUGUUUGUUGCAGUCAGACCCAAGAGGUCAUAAUAAACUGCCUUUACUAUACGACAAUGUUAUGAAUUGCUCUGAAAGUACCGUCAACAGCUCUUUCCAAGCCUUUGGGUUUAUUCAUGAUGGCCAGGUUGGUGACAGGCUGAUUGUACACUGUGACAGCAGAAUCAGUGAUAUAGGCACACAGUUCAUUUGGGUUAGUCCAGACAAUAGAUUGCUGGAGCCAGACAGGGAGACUGAUAACUUCAAGGUGUUUCCUAAUGGCAGCCUGGAGAUAACGGAUGCCCAGCUAGAGAACUCAGGGCUGUAUUCCUGCAUUGCAAUAAAUAAGAAAAGACUAUUAAAUGAAACCAUAGAGGUCAGAAUAAACGUUAGCAAUUUCACAGUGAACAGAUCCCAUGCUCAUGAAGCAUUUAAUACAGCUUUUACCACUCUUGCUGCCUGUGUGGCCAGUAUUAUUUUAGUGCUGCUGUAUCUCUAUCUGACCCCCUGCCCCUGUCAAUGUAAGGCAAAAAAGAAGAAGAGGAAGCUGAACCAAAGCAGUGCCCACUCAUCCAUACUGAAUUCUGCACUGCCACAAGAGCUGCCAGCUGAUGAGAAGAAGGCUAGCACUGGUAAACGGGUAGUUUUCCUGGAACCCGUGCAUGAACCAAAACAGAGUCAGAAUGGGAAAGUAAAACUGUUUCCUAAUGACAGUGUCAUUACAGAGAGUAUCUUAAAAACUACUCGAACAAAAUCUGACUCUGACUCUGUCAACUCUGUGUUCUCAGAUACACCUUUCAUGCCACCAGCUUAGUUUGCUGCUUGUGUUUGUAUCGUGCAGUUCCAUUUCUGAAUACCUCCUUUGCCUGUAGCAAACCAUCAGGACAAACAAAUAAAAAGAGAUAAAAUGUUUUAAAAA
This is a messenger RNA of Sturnus vulgaris (Common starling), 2829 nucleotides long. NCBI's taxonomy places the organism in Eukaryota, Metazoa, Chordata, Aves, Passeriformes, Sturnidae. The record is from RefSeq and is a predicted model, not a curated record.